UCAUUGUACUGGAUCGUAGAUGUACGAGUACCAUGUAGACAGCAAGAGGCAAGACUACUACAUGACUUUGUAGGACUACUAGUUGUUCAGUCAGUAACACUCACUGGAGCAGUGCAUAGCCUGGUGUUGGCCAUUAGGUAUUUCUGGUAUUUGCAGAUUACUUGUAUGGAGUCGACCCUGGUAGUUCCACAUGUAUCAAAGGAGGCGAAAUCGCCUGUUUGUGGUGCGACGUUAAAUAAACUUCUACUUCUAGUUACAUAGAGGAGAGUCGUGUUUUGCUAAUCGGUUGACGUUCGUUAGCUAGCGGUGUUUUGAUCUUACUCGUACAAACUACCCCAGCGUAGCGUGCACUGUGACGAGCAAGCUGUGCAGUGUACUGGACAGUCAUAUGGAAGAACCAUACAAGGUCACUGAGAUAGCUCGCCACAGCUAGUCACUAUGGACGCUAAAGCCCUCGCUGACCAUCUAACCAACUUCUACUCUGGAAAGACAGCAGCACGUCGACUCGCCGAUGAUGAAGUUGCGGCAAACGUCAUGUGCAGGGUGACCAUGGUACAAAGUGGUACUGUGCCGACAAGGCUGAGUGAGGCAUCAGGACGGCGCACGGCGUUCGUUGCCGGCCGAGAUACUGCCUGCCGCGUUCUGCCAUGCAAGUCACCGUAUGAUGUCCUGCUCGCCCUCGGUCUAACACGCGAGUUCAUCACCCUCAAGUGCGAGGUGGACAAGAAUGAUGCAUGGCUGCUGCUCUUCCAGGCCAAGAUUGUCAAAUGUAAUAACAGUCAUGAUGCUGCUCUUGCCCAGGCUCAUCAACAAGACGUGCCCCAUGACAAACCCGCAGACGCUCACUUGCCGCAGUGCGUGCCAGCAACGUGGAGCGGUAUCGUGGAGCUUUGCCGCCAGUUCUACCCCGGUGCCGUGCCUGACGUGAUGCGGCAUCUGAGCGAGUUCCGUGCGCGCUCAGUUGCCGAUUACGAGAAGGCGCACGGCGUGAAUUUUCUCUCAAUAAAACGAUCGCCCAGCCAGUUAAUGGACUAUAGCAGAUUCAUGGCACUUGCAGCUCCUCGCUCGGCCUGGCAAACGCGUCUUUUUCUCUACUGUGAAUUACGCCUCUUGGAGCUCUUCACUGGUCAAGGGUUUACGAAGAAUGAGUCGGAUGCUGUCACAGUGGGAAAUGAAGACCAUUGGCCGUGUCUCCGAGAAUACGUGUGUGAAAAUGCCGAGCUGGCCACACAGCUGAGCUCCGGUACGGCAUCUCUGGUCAAACUGCAAGUAGUACUGCCGGAUGAACUGCAGUAGUAAUUAUUACAAUGGUGAUGUUUGUUUGAAAAGGGUUUGCUCCCCACACUGGAGCUCAUGCUACUAGUAUUUGUUUGUUUGUUUAGCUUCAUUUUCUUUCACCAUAGGCACAGGAGAAAUGCCUUCUCACUGGGCGUAUUGCCACAGUUCUCGCAAAAUGAUGGAGAUGUUUUUUUUAUGUUCACCUUGAAGUUGAUUUUGAAGCAGUGAACUCA
This is a messenger RNA of Sycon ciliatum, 1511 nucleotides long. RefSeq lists its product as uncharacterized. The record is from RefSeq and is a predicted model, not a curated record. Bases 439 to 1296 code for a protein of 285 amino acids. The transcript is spliced from 3 exons. NCBI's taxonomy places the organism in Eukaryota, Metazoa, Porifera, Calcarea, Leucosolenida, Sycettidae.